GGUCCUGCAGAGCACAUGGUGAAAGUAGAUAAUUUGACAAAUGUCCAAGAAUUUAUCCUGGAAGGAUUUCCUGCUGUCCAACACCUGGGGAAACCUCUCUUUAUCGUCCACUUGCUUUUGUACUUAGUAGCCAUCAUGGGAAGCAUCGUUAUUGUCACCAUCACAUGGGCUGACCGCUGCCUCCAAACACCAAUGUAUUUUUUCCUAAGUAACUUCUCUUUCCUAGAAAGCUGUUUUAUAACAACUGUUAUUCCCAAACUGCUAGCAAUUUUCCUUUCAGGAAUGCAAAAAAUUUCUUUUGCUGCCUGCCUCACCCAAAGCUUUUUCUUUCUAUUUUUGGGGUCAACAUGCUUCUUCCUUUUGGCUGUGAUGUCCCUGGAUAGGUAUAUGGCAAUCUGUAACCCUCUACGUUACCACAGCAUCAUGAACAUGAGAGUCUGUUUCCUUUUAGUCUUAUCCUGCUAUGUUUUGGGUUUCAUACUAAUCAUUGGUCCAAUCCUAAUGGUCUCUCAGUUAUCUUUCUGUGACUUUAAUGUCAUCAACCAUUUCUUCUAUGACCUAGGUCCUCUGGUGCAUCUUUCAUGUUCUGACACCAGUACUGUUGAAUCAUUAUUCUUUUGUCUUUCUGUAGUUAUCAUCCUAUCUUCCCUCACCAUAACAGUCAUAUCAUACAUCAAUAUAAUAACUAUAAUAGUCAAUUUUCCAUCUGCCAAAGAGAGACAGAAAGCCUUUUCCACCUGUUCUUCCCACCUCCUUGUCCUUUUUCUGACAUAUGGAAGUUGUGUUUUUAUAUAUGUGAAACCAAAGCAGGCUGAUAGACUAGAAGACAACAAAGAGGCAGCGCUUGUGAACACUGUGAUCACCCCUUUGCUGAAUCCUUUCAUUUAUACACUACGGAAUAAACAAGUCAAAAAGGCAUUGAGAGAUGCUCUAUACAGAAUGAAAUCCAUGAGACAGAGUCAAUUUUAG
Trichosurus vulpecula (common brushtail) is the source of this 969-nucleotide messenger RNA. RefSeq names its product olfactory receptor 6C4-like. The transcript has a single exon. Gene Ontology annotation, cellular component: membrane. NCBI's taxonomy places the organism in Eukaryota, Metazoa, Chordata, Mammalia, Diprotodontia, Phalangeridae. Bases 16 to 969 code for a protein of 317 amino acids. Gene Ontology annotation, molecular function: olfactory receptor activity; G protein-coupled receptor activity. The record is from RefSeq and is a predicted model, not a curated record. Gene Ontology annotation, biological process: G protein-coupled receptor signaling pathway.